This is a messenger RNA of Monomorium pharaonis (pharaoh ant), 4282 nucleotides long. Its product is annotated as glycine-rich protein DOT1. The transcript has 6 exons. The coding region runs from base 1817 to 2416 and encodes 199 amino acids. The record is from RefSeq and is a predicted model, not a curated record. Lineage: Eukaryota; Metazoa; Arthropoda; Insecta; Hymenoptera; Formicidae.
CCUUUCUUUUUGUAUAUAAUUAUUUAUUUAUAUAAUUAUUAUUGCAAUUGUUAUUUUUAAAAAGUAAAAAACUAAAUAGCGCGCGCGUAGCGCGCGCCUGUUGUUCUAGUUGGUAAUAAAAUUCGUGCAGAAGGUCAUUUGGAUUUAAUUUCAGAGCUAAAACUUUUUGUUAACUCGAGAAUAAAAGAAUGAAUAAAAAAACCCUGCAGUUUUUUAAAUUUCAAUAAUCUUUAGUUGACAUUGUAGAACCAAAUCGCCAUUGAAUAUAAAAUCUGUGCAGUAUAAUUUUUAAUAUAAUUUAUAAUCUUUUAACAUGGAUUUUUGAAUUCCACCUCUUAAAACGGCAAGAAAUCAACAAGUGGAUAGUACAAUUUAUUUUUCAAAAAUAUAAAAAUAAAAGGUAAAAGACAAAACAUCAAAUAGCGCGUGCCAAGCGCGCGGCUGUUGUGCAUCCAGUGUUAAAAAAAGCCCGGAUUGUCGGUAUUUGCGAGACAUUGUCGACAAUUGGGCCAUUUAUCCUAUUUUCGAUAACGACCUCGGAUUUGUUUACGCGCGCGGAAUGGCGCGCGCGUCGCGCGGGAUCGUCGCGCGUUAUCAUUCGCCGGCGAUUUGCGAGCGGGCAGCAGCGUCGCUACCGUCGCCGUUUUGUCUCUCUGGAAACGCGAGUAUGGGACUACGUAACGGACAAAGGUUCGAAAACGCGAUUGCUCCCCCGUGGAUAUACCUAAUCAGCAUCGAUCGUGUAAUCGCGUUUGACUCCUGAGAUUAAAGACUCCGGCUCGUUUGGCCAUUCGGAGCGAGAGAGUAAUUGAACGAGAACGAAGAUAGAAUAAUUCUAGUAAUUUUCACGAUGACGUUUCGGAUUGCGUACCGGCGUACGUCGGAUUUUGCGUCGCUCCAAGUUUAAUUUGUACUUCUCGCUCGGGGCGUGAGAGCGUGAAUAAGAGAAUCGAAUGUUCUCGCGCGAUACUAUUGUCAUACAUAUGCGGUGCUUCAAUUGGCCUAUUGGGAAUUGUGUAUUUCGUAAACUCGUGCGAUGGGAACGUAUGUAUGUGUAUACACACACACACACACACGCACACACACGCACGGGCAGGAAUGCUUGCGGGCCAUUUGCAAGUUAGCUGCAGCGUUUCGACUUCUAUACGUUAUGCAGUAUAGAAAUACCGGUACGCUGCUAACUUCAGACGACCAAGUAUUCCUGUCCGCGCGUGUUGUGUACUUCGCGCACGAGAGAGCUGUCGAAUUUCAUUUGUAUACUGCCGAUCAAGUGCGAUCACGCGCCGCACUUGUUAUUCGAGGCGCGGAGAGUGUACGAAAGUGCAAUUGGGGAGCGGCAGGUGUAGAGCGUCGGUGUAGUGGCCGCGGUCGGUGCCCCGUUGACCGCGCGAUCCUCGAAUUCGAUUUGCCGUUUGGGACACGCCAUUACGUUAAUUCGCGAGAGCACGCGGAUGUCCGGAGUAUUAUCGUUCUCUUCUCCCAUUAUCUCAUUCUUCUUCUCACCAACGAAAUGCGAGAACAGAUCAGGUCGCGUUACGCAGUGUCGGGAGUGUCGUGUAAAAUCGCGCGAUAUUAUCGCAAAUUGUGCAGUGGAAUAUGAGAGGAGGAGGGGGCCUGAGAGGAGGAGGGGGCCUGGGAGGUGUCGGGCAACAGCGGAGCGACCCACAGGAUUUACUUACGUACUACGACUCCGCUGUUGCACAUCACUAUCGGAAUCUCCGUUCUAAUGUGCAGCACUAGCCACUGACGAUUUCGACGUAGGCGCGAAGUACAACGAUGUAGCACGGUUUCUCGCGGAACGACCUGUUGAUGAAGUAUGGGUUGGUUCUUCCUUGCCAGUAUUUUGUUGCUCUCCUUAUGCGGGUGCUGCGAAACUGUCAAUCACAUUUUUCGCAAACCUGACGCGGCGGGAGCGCCGGUGCCACAGAGUGGAAGCGGGAGCCACGGUCAACCGCAGGCUGGUUCGUCGCUGAGCACCCCGGGCCCCGGCGGCGGUGGUUCUACCGGUGGUGCUACCGGAAGCGGCGGCGGCGGCGGCAGCGGCAGCGGCGGUGGUGAAACUACCGGUUUCUCCACCGGCACAUCCGGAGCCGCCCCGGCUGCCUCUUUCGGUACUACCGGUGGGACCAUCGGCGGUGGAUCGACCGGCGGUGGAGCCGGCGGCGGUGCCGCUGCUUCCGGUACCGGCUCUAAGGGGCCCGCUCGUCGUGGCCGAGGUUGGCGCGAUUGGCGUCGCGGCGAUCCAACCCUCAUAAAGGGCCUGUGGAAGUCAAAGGGUCCUCUAGAUUCGCUAGGGAAGGCGGAGAUCUACAUCAUCCUGGCACUUCUGAUCGGCUUCCUGACCGUGGUGUUCGGCUGCUGGCUGUCCGACAACUGCUGGUCACCCGAGCCCGAGGGGGUGGUCACUCUCGCAUAGCCUAGUGCCGACUUCCGUUCCUCCAGGCGAUAACAACUACUACGACGCCCCUCCUACAGGAUUCUUCAGGACUUCGGCCGCCACGUGACGGCGGCGGACCCGGUGGCACCCGGCAACCCGGUCGGCGGCAACAAUCAUCGGCCGUUGCUCGACAUCAACGACAAUGACACGCUGCUGCGCGUGUGAGCCGCGAGCUCCGAGAGGUAGCCGCAGCGGAUAGCCUGGACGGCUCGCGGGUGCGCCCGAUCGACGGGCAACCGCGAGCCGGCCAGCCCUGCGACGUUCCUUAUUUUGCGACGGACGAGCGGGAUCGGUUCUUGAGCGCGCGAGAAGAGACGAGAGCCCAGGGUGGUAGGAAAUGAAUGAAAUAAAGAAAUAGAUGUGUGCGACGCGGUUGCGAAAAAAAUUGCGCAAAACUCCAAGUCCGCAACAGCGCGAAAUUUGCCUGUCACUUCCGCAAUGACGGCCGAAAAAACGUGUUGACGUGUUGAAUUAAAAUUGCUUGAGCUAACAAGAGGAUAUAACAUGUUACAAAUGUUUCGCGUCGUUAUGUAAAACAAAAAAAAGAAAAACAACGAGGGAAGAGAUAUCUUGAUCUUCGAACGCCGACAAUUCCGUUAUACAUAUUUAAUUAAUCGUUAAUUUGAUUAAUACCCAAUUAAUCGGGCAUAAAUUAAUUGCGCGCAUUGUUACGGAGUACCACGCGACGAAUGUCAACCGGGGGCUUGUUACCGUUUGUUACGCAAGCGAUCAAGCGGCAGGCUCUCAGAGUUUUGCAGAUAAUUGAUUUCGCUUGAAGGAUGGCCCGACGAAUAAGACGCCGAAAGAGGAGAAGAUCUCCGCUAGGUGAAACAUCUCGAAUAUUCAUUUUCCCAUUUACAAUACAAAAACGCCAUUUGUCAUAUAACAACACGUCGAAAAUAUAUACGAAUGAAAUCAACAUAUUCUCAGUCCAUCUUUUACUUCUUUUGCUAUCAUCAGGAACACUCGCCGACCAUUCAAACUCCCAAGCACGCGACCCCGAAGAAUUCGUUCCCAAUUUAUCGCGCGGGCAGAGAGGGAGGGAAGAGGGAGGAGGGUGGAGGGAGAAGCUCGCCUUUACGACCGGCGGGAUUGCGUUUUCCAAUUUCAAGGUGAGGUAAAGUUCGAGAGGCUCCAUCUCUCCCUCCUCCCCCCUCCCUCCUUACGGUUCCGGACGUCCGGUCGUGAAAUCCGAUCGGGCGGGGUCCAUGGGGUUUGCCGAUGCCAACCGGAGUUCUCGUAUUGCGAUAAUACGUAAAGCUGCCACGCUGCAUCGGACGGCGACAUGCCCCGUGGCCUGAACUUCGUUGCGGCCACCCCUCGCAACUUCAUUAAAGCGCGCAUCGAAACGGACACCGAUGUAUGCAUGCCGUGCAUGCAUGCAGCCGUGGAUAACGACUUCGCCCGCAUGUCUUAAUCAUCAUGUUGCACGUCCACGGCACAACGACGUCGUCGACCGCGAACCCGGCGGGGCCGGCUCUGCGCUCUGGUCCGUAGUUAACUUAACGGUGAACUCCUCUGGCCCGGGGAGUUCCCGUUUGGCGUCCCCACUCUCGAAAUUCGACGCCGCUCUAUAUUAAUUUCGAUCUCCUCCCAUCGGUAAUUAAAUCGCUUCGUUAUCUAACAUAUCGUAUCGUUAGGAGAUUGCUUUUUCUCUUUGUGCGCAUCGUCGUCGGUGAAAUUCGACGACGGGCCCUCGGUAACUUAAUAUUUUCGAAACUUUAAUGGAAAACGUGACAACUGUAACAUUUUUUUAGUGACAAUUCGAAAUUUUCUAGCAAUUGUGAAAAAUUCUUAUAUCGGAUGGAUCGUUAGAAAUGUUACAAUAUCAAAAAUAUCAAAAAA